AUGGCGGAAGGUGUAGGGUCGAAGCUUGAAGCUGUACUUAAGAAGUUAGAAAAGCUUGAUACUAUUGAAAGCCGCUUGAGUCAGAUGCACACAACACUAGCAAGUAUUGAAGAAAAUGUAAGCAGGCUGGACUCGGAUGUCGAAGAUCUCAAAACAAAGUCCAAACAGCUUGGCUCAACAGUCAAUGAACUGAAAGAAAGCAUCGAAUUUAAUGAGGAGGACAUAUCCGACUUAAAACUUGAAAACCAAAAGUUACAACAGGAUGUCUGCGAGCUCCAGAAACAACUUCUUUACAUGGAGACUUACUCAAGGAGGGAAAAUGUAAAAUUUGUGGGGCUGCUAGAAGAGCAAGUUGACAACAUGAAUGGUGGUGACGAAGAUCACAAUGGCGCGCAAGCAAAAAUAGAAGAUACAAGAGGGAUUAUCUAUAAAUUUCUCGAACAUCAACUAAAGAUUCCAAAUGCGCGACAAAAAAUUGAAUUCCAAAGGCUUCACCGCUUAGGAAAAUCGAAAAAUGGAAGCUCGCGUCCUAUCAUUGCACGAUUUUUACGUUAUGGGGAUAAGGAACUAGUGAUGGAUCAGGCCCGGAAACAUCUGAAGGACACGGAAUUCCAUGUCUACGAUGACAUCCCAAAAUUAUUGUACGACUCAAGGAAAGGACAAAUGAAGAAGUUGCAGAAGGCCAGAGAAAAAGGCUUUACCGCCUAUUUCAGUAAAGCUCAGCCAGACAAACUGUAUGUCAACGGAAAGUACAUUGCCCCUGGUGAACCAAUAGAGUGAUAUCCUUUUCAAUAAUAAGUUUUUCUCUGCGAAUGCCAAAUAAUCUAUUUGCAGCUACUUUUCCACUUAUUUAACGCUUUUUUUUUCAACCUUUUAUUUAUAACGAUGUCAGGGAGUUCUAUUUAUAGGAACAUCGAUCGGGCUAUUACCAAAAGCGACGGAACCCAAAAGGAUUUAUUACUGUAAUAUGUGUCUGUAUCUGUGUUUAUGUUCUUCUGUGUGUUAUUAUCCGUCCUUUUCAUGUACCUUGUACAAUUUGCAAAUAUCUAGGCCUAGUUAUAAUGCUAAAUUAUAUAGCUGCUCUCUUGACACUCUCAACAAAGGAUUUCCUUUCUCACCUUUUCACCAUGGAACCUGAUGAUAUGGUAAUUUGCUCCCUAAACGUCAAAGGUUUGUCAAACAAACUAAACAGAGAGAAACGUUUUUAUGGUUAAAGAAAAAAAGUUCUGUAUUUACUUUUUGCCAGAGGUGCAUACAGUGUAGCACAAAUGAGACAGAAUCUUAUUGGCAUUCUGAAUGGGGAUAUUCAACUAUUUUUACAACCUUCUCAAGCUCUAGGGCAGGUGUUGCUAUACUGUUCAACAACAAUUUUCAAUUUUAAAUUCUGAAACAUUUUGCUGACCCCGAAGGGAGGUUUAUUAUUGCAGACAUAGAUACUGGGCACAAAAUUAUGAAACUAGUAAACGUCUACGCGCCUAACGAGGACAAUCCAGCCUCUUUUAGAAACGUGUGUGACAAGCUGUGCUCCUUUGAAUGUGAUUUUGUAGUCUUUGGUGGCAACUUCAAUUAAGUUUGUGAUGGUUCUAAAGACAAAAAAGGGGGUGUUGCCACGACACACUUGAAAUCUACAGAUGAAGUAGAGGCUAUCAGAGACGAUCUGAACUGGCUGAUCUUUGGUGCGUACUAAACCCUGAGGCCACGCGUUUUACGUGGAGAAGGGAAAACCCUGAGAUCCAAUGCCAAUUAGAUUUCUUCCUCAUUAGUUUUUCUUUUUGCCCAGAGAUCACGGAAGCCGACAAAGUGCCUGGUUAUCAAACAGACCACUCAAUGAUUACAUUUCGCAUAAGCACAGCCCAAAACCCCAGAGGACCAGGUUAUUGGAAAUUAAACACACACCACCAAACUGAAACCCAAUACACUGAGUUGAUACAAACAACUAUCACUGAUUUGUGUAAGGAAUAUGAAGGCCAGAGUGAAGUUGACGAGAUUUUAUUAUUGGACGUCAUCAAAAUGAAAAUUAGAGAAGCCUCUUUAAAUUAUGCCGCAGCCAGGAAACGGCGUCUGGAAAAUAGAGAAAAUCAGUUAGAAGAAGAAGUUUUAGCACUCGAGAAUAAGCUUGACGAACGUAAUGUAUCAGACAUAGUGAAAGAAAACAUACGGACUGAACUCAGAAUUAAGAAACAGCUAAUAGAAGAAAUAAUCGCCUACAAAACUCAAGGGGCUAUUCUUAGAUCAAAAGUGAAAUGGUAUAAUGAAGGAGAAAAGAAUACAAAAUAUUUCCAUAAUCUGGAGAAGCGGCACUUUAAUAAUAAAACCAUUAGGUACCUCCAAAGCGCAAAUGGAAAGAAGUUUUCGACGGACGAAGAGAUUCUAGACGAAGCAAAAACUACUAUGAGCAUCUUUACACGACUACAAGUGUUGAUGUCAGUGAUUAUGAUAAUCUUUUUUUCCCUGAGGUUACUGAAACAAAGCUAGGUAAUAAUCAAAAAGAAUCUUGCGAAGGCCUACUGUCAGCAACGGAAUGCUUAGAGAGUCUAAAAACAAUGGAAUCGGGUAAAUCGCCUGGGACGGACGGUUUUCCAGCAGAAUUUUAUAAAGUUUUUUGGGACGAUUUGUCUACAUUUUUACUCGCCGCUUUAAACUCGUCUUUUACCCAGGGUCACCUUUCCAUCUCGCAGCGCAGGGGAUUGAUAACCCUGAUACCAAAGAAAGACAAACCGCUACAGCAUCUAAAAAACUGGAGACCUAUAAG
Molecule: messenger RNA, 2752 nt
Organism: Porites lobata
Lineage: Eukaryota; Metazoa; Cnidaria; Anthozoa; Scleractinia; Poritidae
Source: the annotation of a GenBank genome assembly